This is a messenger RNA of Entamoeba dispar SAW760, 1038 nucleotides long. RefSeq lists its product as uncharacterized. Gene Ontology annotation, molecular function: Hsp70 protein binding. Gene Ontology annotation, cellular component: cytoplasm. NCBI's taxonomy places the organism in Eukaryota, Evosea, Mastigamoebida, Endamoebidae. The coding region runs from base 1 to 1038 and encodes 345 amino acids. The transcript has a single exon. The record is from RefSeq and is a predicted model, not a curated record. Gene Ontology annotation, biological process: protein refolding.
AUGCUCUUUUACUUACUCAUUGUGCUUGCUUCAGCCAUUGACUAUUAUCAAAUCCUUGGUGUUUCAAAACAAGCAACACAAUCUGAAUUAAAGAAAGCAUAUCGUACAUUAUCAUUAAAAUAUCAUCCUGAUAAACCAACUGGAGAUAAAAAAAAAUAUGAACAAAUUAACAAAGCAUAUGAAGUUCUUUCAGAUGAAAACCAAAGAAAAAGAUAUGAUGAAGGUGGAGAAGAAGCUUUAAAAAAUCCUGAUGGAAGAAAUGGAUUUGGUGGAUUUGAUCCAUAUAAUUUUUUCAGAGAUAUAAGACCACAUCAAAAACAUCAAAUGCCUAAUAUUGAAAUUGUAUUAGAUGUUACAUUAAAAGAUUUAUAUAAAGGUAAAACUAUAGAAGUAUUACAUAGAAAAAGACAAUUAUGUCAUCAUUGUCAUGGUACUGGAGGAGAUACACCAGAUGAUGUAAAAGAAUGUCCAGUAUGUCAUGGAAGUGGUAUUAAAAUGGAAACAAGAAGAAUUGGACCUGGUUUUAUUCAACAAGUCCAAAGUACUUGUGAUAAAUGUGGAGGAAAAGGAAAAUUAUAUGGAAAAGUAUGUCAUGUUUGUAAUGGAAAAAAAGUUGAAGAAGGAGAAACUACUAUUUCAGUAACAAUUAAUAAAGGAAUGAGAGAAGGAGAAAUUAUUAAAUUUGAAGGAUUUGGAGAUGAAAAACCAGAUUGGAAAACAGGAGAUGUUAUUUUUAAAAUUCAUACAAUUGAAAAUCCUAAUUUUAUACGUAGAUGGGAUGAUUUAAGAACAACAUUACAUAUUACAUUAAAAGAAUCAUUAAUUGGAUUUACAAAAGAAAUAAAACAUCUUGAUGGUCAUAUAGUUAAAAUAGAGAAAAAAGGUAUUACACCAUAUGGAAGUGUUAUUAGUAUAGAAAAUGAAGGUAUGCCAAUUAAAAUGAAAGAAACAAAAGGAAAAUUAUUUGUUGAUAUAGUUGUUGAUUAUCCACAUUUUCUUAAUAACCAACAACAAGAAGCAAUUGAAAAAUUAUUUUAG